AUGUAGCGCUCUGUCUCUCCUGUAUAUGAAAAUGAUGAAGACUAUUUAAAACCUAAGAAACCCUAAAUAACUCAAAAAAUGUCAUAAUUAUCUUAAUACCCUAAAGAUUAUCUACAAUAUCCAUCCUUAAUCUAAACUGUAAGAAAAAAAUAAAUAUUUGAUUCAAGAAAUGUUAACUAUCAUAAUAUUUCACCUAUAAGAACGAAUUAAAUUCAAUAUAUAGUAUCCUAACCCAAAAGCCCAAUAAUUAAAUAGAAAAUUUAAAUACCUAUAUAAUCAAAAUCUCAAACAUCAUUUUUGCAUUAAAUUCCUACUUCAUUGACACCACCAAGAUAGUAUAAUCUAAAUUAAUAAAUUUUGACAUCAUAAACUAUACUUCUUUAACCUUAACACUAAAAUCCUUUAUUUAUUUAUAAAAUACCUUCAAAUGAGUAAAAGAAUUCAUAAAUUCAAAAUUAUUCAAUGUAAAUUAAUAAUUAAUAGCCAUAACAAUAAAUGAAAUUCGAUUAAUCUCAAAAAGACAUGUAUUCAUGUCUAUAAGAUGAAUUAGAAAAAUCAGAAAUGAAAUUGAAAUAAUUAACUGAAAGAAGCUAAAAAAUAGAAGAAUAACGCAUAUAACUUAGGAAUACAUUUAAAAAUAAUUCGAAAUUUUAAUAAAAGAAUCAUUGA
Molecule: messenger RNA, 669 nt
Organism: Paramecium primaurelia
Lineage: Eukaryota; Ciliophora; Oligohymenophorea; Peniculida; Parameciidae
Source: the annotation of a GenBank genome assembly